Scylla paramamosain (green mud crab) is the source of this 3248-nucleotide messenger RNA. RefSeq lists its product as uncharacterized. The transcript is spliced from 4 exons. The record is from RefSeq and is a predicted model, not a curated record. Bases 778 to 2451 code for a protein of 557 amino acids. Lineage: Eukaryota; Metazoa; Arthropoda; Malacostraca; Decapoda; Portunidae.
GAGGGAGAGGGAAGGGAAAGGGGGAGGAACAACCGCAGUCCGCCAUUUUUAAACCCCCAGAAUGGUCGUUAGGUAGUGUUAACUGAAAUACCACGCGUCUGCCCGUGAGCAUUGGUCGCCAUCACUUCCACCUGUCCAUGACUCCAGCAGUUGUGCGCAGGUAGAGUGGCGCUCUCUGAAAGGGUACAACUCGCAUGAUUGACUCGGGACCUCAUGCCUGGUGUGCGGGAGGCGGAGGCGGCGGCCACAUCGAAGUGCUCCGAGCCAGUCUCGACGCGGCGCUGGGUCGGUGGUGUUGCGUUUCUCGGCUUCCGCGACACUACACGGACACUGGAAAAUAGCAAGUUUUCUAUUUUUACAUUACGGGUGACUACAGUUCGUUGAGAACUUAAGUGUUACGGUCUCGCUAUAGCAGAGUUAUUUCUUCUUGCAAGCAGGAAUAGAAAAUCAGUGUUACUUGCUGUGAAAUUCCACAUUGAGGCACAAUCAAGUGUCUUCACGUUUACGUGCGCCUGUUGGAGAAUUGUGCUCCCAGAGUAGUGGUGACAACAGGGCUACGCAGCCGUGACUAGAGUAACGUGGUCCUGUCUGUGUUAUUAAAGUAACUAGGACACGAUUGACUGAAGAUGUGAAACAAGUGAAGGACACAGACGUAACGGGAGCGUGAGCAUGAGUGAGGACGUCGCACGGCCUCAGGGCCCGAGGGGGGAAGCAAGGGGUGAGGGCGACCUCAGCAGCCCGCCCCUUGCAGCGCCAUGACCACCUGCUCGGGCUGUCAUGACGCCCCCCACCGCUGACCAUGCUUGGCCGCCAGCUUCCCCCGCCCAGCUGGCAUCUGCACUGCUGACCUCUCUCCAACACGUGACAUCAGCUGCCAGAUUAUUUCUGACUGGGUGCUUCCAGUGUCAGUACCUGAAUGCAGGGUGCUGGAGACGUCAGGAGGAGCAGGAUGGAGCCUGGUUUGACUGUGAUAAGCUGCAGGUGGAGCAUCCCUACUGCUACGUUAAUCCCUUGGCUGUGUCCGAGGCGAACUCUGCUGCGGCGCCAUCUCAGCCGCCUCUUCCCCAGCCUGCAGCCCUGGCACCUGAGCCCUACCCAGAGAAUGCAUUCAAGACCUCGCCCCAAAGGUCACCCGGCAGCGCUCUUGCUCCCCGUGGUCUCGGUACGCAACCCGCGGAUACUCUUCCAAAACGCUUCAAAAAGCUUAACAUCAAUGGCAGCCUCGUCUCCGAAACUGAGAGGGCGAAAGGGGCUGAUGAGAGCACAGAGGAAAACGCCCCACUUAGAGACAGAGUUGCCCUGAAGGACGGAGUGGCCAGGUACAUCAGGGGACAGGGAGCCACCACUCCGCUGGUGGAGUCCUUCGCUGCCAAGCUCGAGGCCGACUUGAGGAGAAUAGAGUAUGACCGCCAGAGGGCCGAGGGUGAGGUGUUGGAAGCGGCUUCGGCAGCAGACGUUGACGACUCACUGCAAGAGCAAAGCAGUCCCGACGGCUGCUUGGACGCAGUGUUCCUCACAGGGACGUCUUCCACCUUUCCCUGCGAAGACAUCGAGGAAUCCACAGGUCUGCAGACGGAUGUAUGGAAGUCUUCCGAGUUGGAGGAUGUGUUCGAGUGCUACAACAUAGCAGCCUUCUACUCCUACGGCGCCAACUUUCCGGCUACAGAGAAGUUUGCAUCAAAAGUUCGUGGAGAAAAGUUCGAGGAAGUGUUUCCUGUUUCCCACCACCACAACAACAACAAUAACAUCAAGGUCUACAAACCGGAGAGUAGCAGUGAAAGUCCCUUGCCACUACUAGUACUCGAUAGGGACGAGGAAGUCAUAGAAGAAGUGUGUGCAACUUUUGAAAAUAAAGAAGACCAACCAGCUUCACAGCAUGAACUAAAACAAUUUAUACAUGCGUGCGUCCUCGCGGAAAGUAUUACAGAGGUGGAUAAAAAGUAUUCUUUUAUGAAGUAUAAUAACAAGAGAAACUUUAAGGAUGUCAUAAACUUUAGUGGAAAAAGCUUUAAUAAGUUAUUAAUCUUCAAUCUAGUCAAAUCUGUUAUGUCCGAGUGUGCUGCCCAGUACCCGCGUUCGCUGUCUAUGUGCGCCACUUACCCAGUACAUCUAGUACAAAGAAAAGUAAUAAAAGUGAUGCUCAAGGAGGACAGGAUCGAGGACAACCUGUGUGGCCUUCAAAUGUUCCACAGCCCUGCCCUCCACAUGCAGCUGGAGAAGAAGUUUCAGCGUAAGCUUGUGGAGGGCGUGGCGGCAAGCGAGAUUAAGGCGGAGGACAGGCAGUGGCAGAAUUUCAGCAAUGAGGAGCAGGAAAUGAAGGAAACUAUUUCCAACGAAGUGCUCCAUGAUCUCAUUAGUGAUACUGCCGAUGUGUUCAAGGAAUUAGUGGCAAAGAAAUUAGCGCUGAGUCAGAAGUCGGAAGGAGAUAAGAAACUACUGACAGGCUCCUGAAUAAGGUUUUCUGCUGCCUCAGGAUAUGAUGUAGGUCCCAACAGUAAAGGUGUCGUGCGAAGUCAGUUAACCCACCAAAAUGUGUCUCCGGAACUCAAGCACCCAAUAUUUAUGUACCCUUUCUCCCACAUUACUUUGUGUAAAUGUAUGUGUAACCGUUCUUCUCCCUAUCUGGCAACAAUUACAGUUUUUGGAGUGAUGAAAGAAGAAAAAAAAGAAAAUCAGAACACACGUAUCUCGUUGAUGUUCUUCCUUUCAUCCAAUUACUUUAAUUGCUCCAUACCUAUCCUAACAUAUUCUAUAGACACAUUCCACAGAGCAUAGUAAUUGAGUGAGAAAUAAGUCAAUAGGAGAUAUGUGUGUUAUUAUUAUUUGUGUUAUCAUUAUUAUUACUCUGAAAACUGUAGUCGUGUUUAGAAAAAAGAGACAAGAAUGGUUAGAUUUAUACAUACGGUAGUAAUGUCUGAGAAAAAGGCACGUAAAUAUGAAGUACAAGGAAUAAUGUCACUCAGCGAGUUAACAUCCAUAUCAAGAUUUGUAGACAUUCAUAAAUGUUAUGUAUUACAGAAAUGAAGAUAUUGUAUAGGAAUCUCUCUCUCUCUCUCUCUCUCUCUCUCUCUCUCUCUCUCUCUCUCUCUCUCUCUCUCUCUCUCUCUCUCUCUCUCUCUCUCUCUCUCUCUCUCUCUCUCCUUAUAUUGAAAUAUUGAGUUAGAGUGCAAGAGCCCAUUGAUGUAGUCGACCAUAUUAUCUGAGGCUCCAAAAAACUCAAACCACACUCAAUAAAUGUACACGAUGAA